Messenger RNA from Amoebophrya sp. A25, 1272 nucleotides. The record is from the annotation of a GenBank genome assembly. Lineage: Eukaryota; Dinophyceae; Syndiniales; Amoebophryaceae.
AAGUCCUCCUGGUAGCGCGGUUGUAGCUGCAGUUCCUGGAGCAGCUGCAGCGCCUCCAGGCGCUGCUGGUGGAGCAACUAGUACAUCAGUCGCUGCCAAUACGAAAUCCGCUGCUGAGCUUGAAGCAGCCAUGCGAAACUGUAAACAUUACGCCAACAUCAACGCGUUUUUGCAACAGUACAUCUCUACAAGUGGUUCGGGUAUUGAGUUCUCGUUUCCGCAGGAUACUAGUGGAGACCGGGAGUUCCUCGAAACAGAGCAACUGACCUCUCUGCGCGUCGUUAUCUCUAGUUGGGACCGCCUACACGAUCUUUUGGAGAGGAACACGCUUUCUCCAGGUGUCAAAGCCUGUCGUGAAGUGCGUCCUAUGGUGUUGCAGGGCGUGUUCAUCUUUCACGGCACUAGCGAUACGAAUCUGCAACUUGUGUGUCGGAUGCCAGGCAAUCCGGAUGUACGUUUUGAGCAAUUGGCAGAGACCAGACGUCUACUCUUGAUGACAGAACCGCCACCAGAAGAAGCGGAAUCUACAGGAAUCAAAACAGGUGCUCUCGAAGACGGCGGCGUGGGAGAUGGUGAUCCUGGUCAGAUGACAGGAACAGAAGAUGUAGAUAUGGUAGAUGCCUCACCGCCAGAUUCAUCUAGUAGAGGUGCUGGAGUAGUUCGUGCUUUUGCUACUGCUGGUGUUGUAGAUCUUCAUAUGUCUCCUGGUGCAACAACGUCAAGAAUAGCAGGAGGUGCAACUUCUAGUUCUUCCCGAAGAGGCCAGCAGCUGAUGUUAGAUGAGAACUCCUUGCUCUCGCCAGAAGAACGACAUCACUGGAGAAGGAAUGCCGAGAGGGCAGUCAAUCGCAUGAAGCUGAAAGAUUUGGUGGACGACUUUGUGCGGAAGCUGGAAGUUUUGGAAGACAUCCGACAUCUUGUAGCCGACUUGCACAACCAUGGACAUUUCGAUUUCGCGCAUGGCGAAGUGCUGCACAUCUCACCUCUCGAGAGCAUUGCCGCGAUGCGCAGCAAGAAGGAAGAACUGUACAACGUGUUUUCGGAUUGGCGUACCAACCUACAGGAGAUCCGUGGACAGUACUACUGUUUGAACUACUUCGUUGUGAAGCAUCUGCAGGCUUUGCGUGACGACAUUCGAAGCGUCGAAGCCGCCUAUUGGGAACGUGGAUGCUUGCCAUUGCGAGACAACUACACGCAAAGCGACAUGAAGACAGAUUUCUUUCAUCUUCUGCAACAGAGAGAUAUUGCUAGUUCAGGCGCAGGAGGCUCAGC